AUGACUAGCAAGAGAAGAAACAAUGGACGUAACCAACACGGACGUGGACACACCAAGUUUGUCCGUUGCAUCAACUGCUACCGCUGUGUCCCCAAGGACAAGGCCAUUAAGCGUUUCACCAUUCGUAACAUGGUAGAAACUGCUGCCAUUCGUGAUAUUCAGGAAGCUUCUGUCUACGAAGAAUAUGCUAUUCCUAAGCUCUACGUCAAGCUUCACUACUGUGUCUCUUGCGCUAUUCACGCUCGUAUCGUCCGUGUUCGUUCUCGCACCGAGCGUCGCAACAGACUUCCUCCUCCUAGAUUCAGAUUCCAAAAGACCGCCAACAAGGCUUAA
Molecule: messenger RNA, 333 nt
Organism: Rhizopus microsporus ATCC 52813
Lineage: Eukaryota; Fungi; Mucoromycota; Mucoromycetes; Mucorales; Rhizopodaceae
Product: ribosomal protein S26e
Exons: 5
Coding region: 1-333 (110 amino acids)
Biological process (GO): translation
Cellular component (GO): ribosome; cytosolic small ribosomal subunit
Molecular function (GO): mRNA binding; structural constituent of ribosome
Source: RefSeq, a predicted model, not a curated record